CAACUUCCGUUUCCUGGGUUGUCCACGCGCGAAGUUUCCAGAAUCUUGUGGAAUAUUCGCCGAAUUUCCCAAAGAGACAGAGGGGGGGAAAUAUCAGAUAAGGACCCGCAGGCAUGGGGAUUUUAGAGAAAAUCUCGGAAAUCGAGAAAGAAAUUUCGCGGACCCAGAAAAACAAAGCCACUGAAUACCAUCUAGGCUUGUUGAAGGCCAAACUUGCUAAGUACAGAGCACAGCUAUUGGAGCCCACAAAGUCUGCAGGAUCAAAAGGGGAAGGCUUUGAUGUAAUGAAAUCAGGAGAUGCCAGGGUAGCAUUAAUUGGAUUCCCUUCUGUGGGUAAGUCUACAUUCUUGAGUUUGAUGACUUCCACUGCAAGUGAAGCAGCUUCAUAUGAAUUCACAACCCUUACCUGUAUCCCAGGUGUCAUAGAGCAUAAAGGAGCUAAUAUUCAGCUUUUGGAUCUGCCUGGUAUCAUUGAAGGAGCAGCACAAGGUAAGGGUCGUGGUCGCCAGGUGAUUGCUGUUGCUCGAACAGCAGAUGUUGUUAUAAUGAUGUUGGAUGCAACAAAGGGUGAUGUGCAGAGAAAUUUACUGGAAAAGGAAUUGGAGUCUGUAGGAAUCCGACUAAACAAGUCAAAACCCAAUAUUUACUUCAAGCCAAAGAAAGGCGGCGGGAUUUCUUUCAACUCAACAGUUACAUUGACACAAUGUUCUGAAAAAUUAGUACAACUCAUCUUGCAUGAAUACAAAAUCUUUAAUGCUGAAGUACUCUUCAGGGAAGAUGCAUCUCCUGACCAAUUUAUAGAUGUAGUAGUUGGAAACCGUGUCCACAUGCCUUGUCUUUAUGUUUAUAAUAAAAUUGACCAGAUCUCCUUGGAGGAGGUGGACCGUUUGGCAAGGCAGUUGCACAGUGUAGUGAUUAGCUGUGAAAUGAAACUGAAUUUGGAUUAUCUGCUUGACAAGCUGUGGGACUACCUUGCCCUAAUCUGCAUCUACACAAAAAAGAGAGGAGAAAGACCAGAUUUUUCGGGUGCUAUAAUUAUGAGAAGAUCAGCUUCAGUUGAACAUGUGUGUCAUCGAAUUCAUCGCACUUUGGCAAGCCAGUUUAAAUAUGCUCUUGUAUGGGGAACAAGCACAAAGUAUAGUCCUCAACGAGUGGGGCUGACUCACAUAAUGGAACAUGAGGACGUAAUCCAAAUCGUCAAGAAAUAAAUAGUGAUCCAUGUUGCACAAUGAGCUGCAGUAUAUCACCAGCCUUCCCUUUCACUUGCAUGACAGGCAAUGUGAAAAUGGACUAUUUAAAAAUUGUAAUGAAAACAUUGUGUUAAACUGCCAAUAGAAAUGGUUUGCUCUGGCAGCCCUUUCAUAUCAAAUAUACUGUGAUUCUGCUAUUCUAGUAAGGAGACUGUUAAAAACAAAAGCAUGUGCCAGCUAUAAAGGCUAAUACUAUACUUCAUGGCUCGUGCUGAAACAGUAGCACCCCUUUAUUUGCAAAUCCUAUUAGUUUAUUACUGCAAUAUUUCUGUGUUGCAGAGGACAAUAUUUCCCGUUGUUAAUCUUUCCUGACUUUCUCAACAGUCUUGUUUCCUUAUAUAACUGCAAAAACUAAUGUGUGAUCUACAAUAAUUCAAAUUUUUAUGUUCGAAUGAAGAUGAGAUCCAGUUGUAUGGGUAACAGGUUUAAUCAAGUGCUUUAAUUAACUUGGUAUUCCCUUUGCUUUCCAUAAUAUAUAUAUAUAUUGUAGAUCAGAGCUUACAUCUUCCUAUACCAAUUCACAAAACAAAAAGCAUUUGUCCAGUUGGUCCCUUUUUGUUUCUAUUUGUACUUCUUCCCUGAAAGUUUCACAUAAAACGAAGUGUAAUCCUUAAUUUUCUUCUUUAUCUCCAAUUUGUUGACAUUGGCACUUUGGUAGUUAAGACAUUCAUUGUGAGAUGAAGCAGUGAAUAUCAGCAUACUAUUCAACCAAUGGAGGAUUUCAUUGCCAAGUCUAUACCAUGUCCUUGCAAGAGACAUAACUGCACUUUCCAGGAAAUCUCUGGAUAAUAAGCAACAUGGUUUGCAUGCACUCAGUUGGUACCCAAUUUUAAAACUGUAUAAGCUUGACAACUGGUCAAAAGAGAAAAAUAUGAGCUGUGCUCAGAGUUUGUGGUUUUCUCUAUCACUGCUUUUCUUUUGAACUGCAUCAUUAUAAAUGCACAACAGCAUUUGACACUAAAUAGAUUGAUUAAACUAUGAUUCUCAUAAAUACUUGAUAAGUUUGAAAACAUUCUAAUUCUGUACGGAUCACUGGACGAGCAAUAUAUUGGACUUGCUGUGGAGCUUUGAGAAUUCUAUUGUCAGAAGGUUGUUGUUGCACUGACAAGUGUUCAGAAAAUUGAUAAUCUAGGAGAUUGAGGUGCAUUUUGAAGAAAAGCUGACAGAAAUAAACAUAUGUUCACCAGAGAGAGGGUUGAGAAGAGAUUUUAUACAAAUUAGAAGCAUAGAUAAUGUUGAUGAGUUGGAUAUUUAAUAUUCACCUUGAACAUAUAACCAGAAGACUUCUGUUCAUAAUCAGCGUACCUCAACAAUGAUUUAAGCAGUUAAGUUGAUCAUCUUGCAAAAAGAAAUGGAUAAAUGUUGUUCGGAAUGAGAUUGAAUGUUAAAGUUUUGGAGAUAUAAGUAAACCAGAAUGUUACAAAAUUCGAAUUGCUUGUUUCUGUGAUUUAAAAAAUUGACUGUAAUUUUGGUCACGCCAAAGUGGUUUGCUUUAUUGUUUUAUUUGUGAAAUUAUGACAAUUAUGUUUAUCUAUAGACUGGUUGCGCAAUAGGCUGCAGAAUAUUGUGAGGCACUUCAAACUGAAGGGCAGCUUCAAGUCUUCUGCUAAAGCUAAGAAUAUUAAGGGGUCAUCUCUCUGGAAUCUUCAAGAUUGCAAAUAUUAUUGAGAAAUUCUUUUACAUAUUUACAGUGCCUUUUAUGAUAUAUGUCAGUUUGCUCCAUAGUGAAAUCAUUUAAAUGUUUAGAGACUUGUGGUUCAGGAAAAUGUGCACAUUAAAGUUUUAAUUGUGCACAUCAAUAGGACAAACGAGCAGCUAACCUAUGUUUUUAAUCUUGUUAGGUAAUCUUGUUUUAAUCUAGGUAACUGAAAAAUGUCACCAUCUGUCAGUCUUUCUCUUAUCCAAAUUGAAUUGUUUAGUUAUGGUUUUAUUUAGACUAGGUUUUGGUCCAAAGGUGAGUAAGUGGACAGUUUAUUAUAUUACCCACAUGAGAUUGAAAUUGACAAUCAAUGUCAUUCAUUGCUAGAAAUAUUCUCAUUUGCACAUUGGUCUGUUUAACAUUUAGCUUUGGAAAUUGGAAACUGGGUUCCACUCUAUAAAUCUUCAGUUAUGUGAUGCGUAUGUCAUGUACCCUAGAGAUUAAAAGAAGUCAGAAAAGGAGACAAUUUGAUUAUAAUUCUUCAAGGUACCAUUAGUUGCGAACUGGUGCAACAUUUGGGGUAAAUGGAUGAAUGUGGUCAUUGUAUUACCGGUUAGCUGAAUGUUAAUUAUGCUUGCAUGCUUAGAAUCUAGAACUGCAGUUUAAAAAAGAGACCUAUAGCUAUGUCUGAGACAAUUGAAGAUGACUAAUACUGAUUUUUAUUUUUGAAGGCACAUCAAGCUUAAAGAUUAGAUUAGAUUACUUACAGUGUGGAAACAGGCCCUUCAGCCCAACAAGUCCACACCGACCCGCCGAAGCGCAACCCACCUAUACCCCUACAUUUACCCAUUACCUAACACUACGGGCAAUUUAGCAUGGCCAAUUCACAUGACCCGCACAUCUUUGGACUGUGGGAGGGAACCGGAGCACCCGGAGGAAACCCACGCAGACACGGGGAGAACGUGCAAACUCCACACAGUCAGUCGCCUGAGUCAGGAAUUGAACCCAGGUCUCAGGCGCUGUGAGGCAGCAGUGCUAACCACUGUGCCACCGUGCCGCCCAUAAAUCAGUUUAUACCUAUAAUAUAUUUAUCUUGAAUAUUUGCGUCAUCUGUAUUCAUUUGAAUGUGGCUACUCAUUGUGUUUUUUCCAGUUAAAUAUUGAGACAACUGAAAUCUCCUCUUUUGGACCUUCCACAACUCAAUUUUGCCAGCAGUCCCACACAUUUCUAGCAACUGUCGCAGUUUAAAACAGUAUGAUGAUAAAAUCAGGGUGAUGACGAAACAGUUUAUCUGAAGCUGUCCUUUCAAUCCAUAUCCCCUCCAUUACAUAGAUCAAUUACUUCCUCCUCUGUAAAAUUGCACACCUCUUCUGUAUCUCAGCCUAUUUUCUAUUAAAUUCCCGUUCUUGCUUUUGUCAUCUCUGUCUUUGUAUGUAGGUAAAAAAACAAGGACUGCAGAUGCUGGAAACAGAUUCUAGAUUAGAG
Messenger RNA from Hemiscyllium ocellatum (epaulette shark), 4374 nucleotides. It is a transcript of the gene drg2, whose product is annotated as developmentally regulated GTP binding protein 2. Gene Ontology annotation, cellular component: cytoplasm. Gene Ontology annotation, biological process: cytoplasmic translation. The transcript is spliced from 13 exons. Lineage: Eukaryota; Metazoa; Chordata; Chondrichthyes; Orectolobiformes; Hemiscylliidae. The coding region runs from base 114 to 1208 and encodes 364 amino acids. Gene Ontology annotation, molecular function: GTP binding; GTPase activity. The record is from RefSeq and is a predicted model, not a curated record.